UUGUAAAGGAAACAAAAUAUUGAACAAGGCACUUGUUUUUUUUCUUCAAAAUUGUAUAACUUAUUUAUUAUUAAAAUUGAAAUCCAUGCUUCGAAUGUUGGUCGAAAAUCAAUUUACAAAAUAAAUCUAACGAACUUACAUCGUGAAAUCAUUAAUCAAACAAUCAAAUUUAUUAGUGCAAAAUAAAAUAAUAAAUCAAGCAUGUCAAGAAAAUCAAAAUCGAGUGGAAAUCAACUAGGAGGAUCACGAAAUAAUGAUCGAGCACCAUCGAGAAGAGGUAGAAAUGAUGAUUACGAUAGUUUUGAUAGUUUUGAUGAUUUUGAUGAUUUUGGUCCAGGUGGUUUUGGAUCAUGUGGUAUGGGAAAAAUGGAUUUUGGUAUGGGAGGUAUGGGAGGCAUGGAUUUCGGUAUGGGAAAUAUGCUCGCUUCAGGAUGCGGAUCAGGUAGAUGUGGUUCAGGUGGAUGUGAAUGGACACUUAAAACAAGUUCAGAUGGUAGUAGCUCAUGCUCAUGUUCGGACUGUCGUGAAACAGCUGAAGCUGAGGUUGUAAGAAAUGCUCAGCGUCCAAGAAAACGUAAAGAAAAUAUAUUAAGUGAUUGUGGUGAUAAUGGUGUUAGUGGGAGAAUUCGUCAAGGGCGACCCUCAAAACCAAAACCAGUGAAACCAGAUGACUCUGAUAGUUCUUCCCGUAGCUAUGGAAGAGAACAUCAAAGCCGAGCCAAAGCUAGAGCUCGUCAAGAAAAGCAAUAUAAAAAAGAUGCUGAAAGAGCUGCAGCAAAGGCAGCGGAAAAAGCUGCAGCAAAGACGGCCGAAAAAGCUCAAAAAUCUCAAAGAUUAAGUAAAUCACCAAAACCAGAAGAAGCAAAUCAAUCCAAAAAACAGCCAACAACAACAUCUCAAGAGCGUCCCUCAAGACCAAAACCAGUGGAACCAAAUGAUUCUGAUAGUUCUUCCAGUAGCUAUGGAAGAGAACGUCAAGGUCGAGCCAAAGCCAGAGCUCGACUAGAAAAGCAAUAUAAAAAAGAUGCUGAAAGAGCUGCAAUUAAGGCGGCCGAAAAAGCUCAAAAAUCUAAAAGAUUAGGAUAAUCACCAAAAUCAGAAAAAGUAAAUCAUCCCAAAAGACAAUCAACACCAAAAACUUCAACUCCAGCUGCAGACUUUCCCAAAUCACAUAAAUAUACUUAAAACGAGAGGAAAUUUACUGGUAGUUAUGGAUGCAAAAAUUUUUUUGGUACAAGUUGUUUCUUUUCCAGAAAAAAUUUACUUUUUCUGUGUGAUAAUUUUAUUUUUUACAACUAUGCUUUUUAUAAUUUCUGAAAAAUAAUAAACAAAGUAUGUAUGUACCUCCUUAUGGUAUGGUGCAUCGAAAAACUUCUAAAAACUUUUCUAAUUAGAAAUGUAUAAUUUAGGGUGAAUCGACCUUUUUGCGUGCUGGCUACGCAUAGCGGUAGUCCUUAUUACACCACGCUCAUUUAACUUUUUUGUUUCUUUAUAAAUUUAAUCAGUAAUUUUUAUUUUGCGUCACCUAAAAUUAGUUACCGAUGACCAAUUUCCGAAACGCAAUUGACUCUUGAACCAAUUUGAUGAUUUUUUUUAUAUU
Chrysoperla carnea is the source of this 1600-nucleotide messenger RNA. Its product is annotated as translation initiation factor IF-2-like. The transcript is spliced from 2 exons. The record is from RefSeq and is a predicted model, not a curated record. Bases 202 to 1086 code for a protein of 294 amino acids. NCBI's taxonomy places the organism in Eukaryota, Metazoa, Arthropoda, Insecta, Neuroptera, Chrysopidae.